AUGGCAGGCCGAUACACGGCAGAGUUCCUGCUCCAUCUGCGCCAGUCUCCACUAUGUGUCAAACCUCCAAACCUGCCGCCUCCCGAUGAGUGGAUGGGGCCACCCCCAGAAACUUUUCGCACUCAGACCAAGACGGUGCCCAAUGAUCGCCUCAAAGGCGGCGACGGCUUGCUUCCGAGCCAGGAGAACAGACGCCCGAUGUUGGACCGCGCUGGAGCCUCCUCGCGAAACCCAACAACCAUCGACGACAUUGUCCUCGGGCCCCCUCGCAAUAGUUUUGCUUCGGCAACCCCUAUGCGCAAUAGCCGCGGAGCCGCUGAAGCAGAGAAAGGACUCAAAGAACCUCAAGAUCGACCUAGUCGCUUCGGCUUCGGCGCCCGGCCCAGCGAGCCGGAACCUGCCAGCGACCGGUUCAGAGAUGGCCGCAACAGCGCGUUCCGCCGACGCGGCGACCAGGACCAGGAUAGCGAGGGUUGGAGCACCGUCAAGCCGCGCAAGAGCUUCGGUCACGAAGGAGCCGAGCGCUUCCACGGACGCAUGGGCGGCGCCCCACCGGAGCGCUUCCCCCCCAGAGACGAGCGGCGAGUACGGGAGAGAGACGAUCGGGAUGGAGACGAUCGUCGCACCCGUAAUCCAGAUCGCAACUUGAGAGACAAGGAUCAAGAGGAACUGGACGGGCCGCGGAGAAACGGCCUGACGCGAGGCAAGUCUGAGCCGUGGUUCAAAGAUAGCACUGGCGCCGGCGAUAGCGCAGCUCCAAAUAACGCACCCGUCUCGCAGCGGGAGCGCAUCGAAAAGGCCAAGAGCUGGCGGGACCGCGAUCCCGACGACAAGCCCAACGACAGGCACACCAAUGACAGGACCUAUGAGCGGCGGUGGGAACGAGAGCAGCGUGUAGAGCGUGAGCCCGAGUGGCUCGACGAGCCCGCGGACGAGAACCCCAAGGGCCAUACUGAAGAGGACUUCAAGAAGUUCAUGGAGAGCAUGAAGGCAAGCCGAGGAGGACCCUCGAAAUCAGAUGAGCGGCGGUCUGUUGUUCCCGAGAAGCCAGCUCCCGAAGCUUCAUUGGAGCUUGAUCAAAAGGUGGUCUCGGCACCAGCCAUUGAGUCUGGACCGGACAAGUUCUUCGCCGCCUAUGGCAGCGCUAGCCUCGAUGUCAGCACCCCUGCUUCUGAGAUCAAGGAGCCGGUGAGAGCCAAAGGCGGAAAGUCUUCGAGGUUCAUGGCCUUCCUUGCUCCUCAGGAAGAAAGCCGAGCGAAGACCGAACCCCCGACGCCCGCAGCUGUGCCUCCGCCUGCCGGUUCGGCAGCCGAUGCGCCUCCUCAGAGCGAAGCUGAGAAGGAGGCAUUUGCUCUCUUGAUCCAGAAACUUCAGAGGUCAGGGCUUGGACCGGUGCUGCAGGGGAGCGGGCCACCUCCUCAGCUUUUCAACAAGUUCCCCGAGCCAAGCCCCGUGGCAGAUGUUUAUCAAAAGAGCGCCGUUGCCUCGCCAGAACCUUUGCAGCAGUAUAGCGGUGAACGCCGUGACGACCCCCGGCUACGUGCACAACAGCAGCAACUGCAGCAGCAGCAGCAGCAGCACCCCCUGCAUGAUAUCAUUUCCCCUCGCCCAAUGGCGCCCCCCAUACAGCCACCUCCGGCUUCGCGGCCAGAGCAAGCCUUGCAGGAUCUGCUCGCGCAACGACACCACAUUUCCAACCAGGGUAGCAACCGCAUGGCGCAAAACUCGGCAACUGUUAACAGCAACACUGAGUUCCUCAUGCGUCUCAUGCAGAGCCAUCGGGAAGCCCCUGAGCCUCCUCGGACUGAGCAGCUCAUGGUGCGCAUGCCACAGCCAACUAAGCAGGUGCCGCUGGCAAAUAUCUCGGAUCGCGAGCAAGAGUACACACGGGAGAGGAACAUGGCACAGCGCCAACAGCAGCAACAGCAGCACCCGCAGCAUCAGCAACACCCGCAACAUCAGCAGCACCAACAACAGCAUCCACAGCUACGGGGACAGAUGCCUUCUAAUUUUCUUGAUGACCAGUUCCAUCCCGCGGACGUCGUUGACCCUCGUCCUCAGCAGCAGCAGCAACCUACGCAGAUUCUUCAGAGACCGCCACCUCCUGGUCUUGACCAGCAUAUGCAUGCGUUCCAGAUUGCCAUGGCCGGCGCCGGAGGCGGUAUGGGCGGUGUUGGACAGCAACAGCAACAGCCGCUGCAGCAGCAGCUUCCUCCUCAACAGCGUCCCAUGAUCCCGCCUCCUGGCCUCGUUGGUGGACCGCCUCGUAACGUGGGAAUCCCGCCUGGCGCCAUGUAUCCACCCAACUUUCCCCCGGGGUCCUUCCCGCCGCCAUUGCACCCUAGCGGUCCACCACCACCUCCAGACGCGCUCGUCGGUAGUAGGUCCAUGCAGCCGCCGCCAGGCUUUUUCGGCGGACCACCGCCUCCGGGUUUUAUGCCGCCCCCUGGCAUGGGCGUCGGCAUCGGAGGUUUCCCGGGUGGACCCGAGGUGCUGUUCAAUGCGCCGCCGCCGUUUGAUCGCCGGGGCAUGCUGCCCCCUGGUGCAUAUCGGGGCGGGCCUUAA
Molecule: messenger RNA, 2565 nt
Organism: Lasiosphaeria miniovina
Lineage: Eukaryota; Fungi; Ascomycota; Sordariomycetes; Sordariales; Lasiosphaeriaceae
Exons: 3
Coding region: 1-2565 (854 amino acids)
Source: RefSeq, a predicted model, not a curated record